AGUAUCUUUUACAAAUCGGUAAUAUUUAAACAACAUUUUUGGAUUUAUGUAUUAUUUGGCGUGCAAGUAAAAUUAUAUAAAAAAUACAUAUAUUAAAAAAUAUUACUUAUUUCUUUACUAUAUUUUACUGCAUGGUCCAUAUUAUUGUACUCUUUGACCCCAGGAAGAAUUUCUGAAACAUACUAAACAGAAUUUUAUGAUUAGUUUUUCAGACGUACGAAAUUCUAUGUUGUACUGAUUUUUACCGAAAAAAAAUUUUGAAAUAUUAAUAAGUGUUCAUUGCCAAUGUAAAUUACUCACCGAUACCCUAGAUAUGUGUGUGUGUGUGUGUGAUACCUACUAGCGCUGCGUGGAUUUAUAUCCCCAACUAAAAACGUGUUCCACUUCCCCGCAUCUGCGUUUGGCCCACCUGGCUUUGUUCAUGUCACCAUGUCUAAAAAUUGUGCACACCUACUAUAUACGAACUAAAAUAGUACAAGCAAAAUGCCGCCAAAAUCAGAAAAGGAAGCAAUAGUAUUGUUAAUAAAUAUUGGAGUGACAUGUCCCAAUACCGAAAAUAAUUCUAGUUUAUUGGAAAAGAUUAAACACAUUUCAAAAAGAAUAAUAGAAAAGAAGAUAUUUCUACGGCCAAAGGAUGAAAUCGCUGUACUACUGAUGGGUUCUCCUAUUACAAAGAAUUGUUUAAAUACAGAACAUGUAAGAGAACUUACAGAUUUUCAGAUUCCAAAUUGGGACUUAAUACAAGAAAUUAUGAAUGUUUGUGGAACAAAUUAUUGUUCUAAUUGGAUUGAAGCACUCUAUGCUACAACAGAAUUCAUAAAAAAAAAUGUUAUCGAUAAUUCUAUGAAAAAAGUGAUUUUAAUGUCAGAUUUUAACGAAGAAGAUGACAUUAUUUCGCAGUUUGAGACAGAUUCGAUAGCAGAUCUACUUCAUACGGAAAAAAUUGAGUUCCUUUCAAUAGGAGAGGAAGCAUUAGACGACAGACCUGAAAACACUCUUAAAAUUAGUGAACUAUUUCUAAAAGAUAUUCAUAAGAAGAUGAACAGUCAACAUAUAACAUUUUCUAAUGCUAUAUCCGAUUUAAGAUUUUAUCUUGAGAUACCACCAAAACCAGCACCAUGGAAUGCUAUUUUAGAAUUAGUCGAUAUUAAGAUUCCAAUCGUUAGUUAUAUUAAGGUAACGGAUACAAAAAAAUUUCCAGCAUGGAAAAUAGCCAAAGGCGACAAAAAAGUAAUAUCGGUGAGUGAAUACUCGGACAGGCAAAGAACUGUGUAUAACAAGGAAGAAAUGGUAUCAGGGUAUAAAUACGGAGGCGAUUUUAUUCCAGUUGAAAAAACUCUAGAGGAAGCCAUGAGUUACAAAAGCGGACCACAAAGCUAUAAGAUUUAUAGUUUUACAAAGAGAAGUAAUAUUGGUUUGGAACAUUGGUAUGAUUAUACUACACGUAUUGUUUUACCCCGAUUAAAAAAUGCAGAAGAUCCAUUUUUUAGUCUUGUAUUAGCAAUGCACAAAAUGGAUGUGGUUGCCAUUGUAAGAAAAGUUUAUAGAAAUGAUUGUGCGCCUAAAAUGGUAACGUUGUUUCCGUGCAUCGAUAUUCCUGAUGAACCAUGGUGCUUGGUAGAAAUAUCUUUAGCAUUUGCAGAAGAUCGAAGAGUAAUGGACACAAGACCCAUUAAAUCUGUUAUGAAACAGUUAUCCAAUGAACAGAAUGAAGCCAUAGACAAUUUGUUAGACUCCCUAAUGUUACCUGAAACGGAAGAUAGUUACGCAUUAGAAGGGAGUCAAUAUUUUUUACCGGGAAGUGUAUCGGAUCCUGCGGUACAGCAUAGAUGGCACAUGUUGUCGCAUCGCGCACUUAAUCCGGAUAAACCAUUACUGCCCAUGGAAGAUUACUUAUGCAAAAUUUUUGAAGUUCCGUCAGUGAAAGAACAAAGUAGAAGCCAUCUUCAAAGAAUUGCACAAUUGUUUCAAUUGGAAAGCAUAAAUCAUAAAGCGGAACAAAAAGAGGAAUCUAAAAAAGAAGACAAUGUACAGGAUGGUAAUAGGAUCGAAGAGUUUAUUAAAACUGAUGAUAAGAACGAUAAUGCAGACUCUUUGAAGGAACCAGUUAUGUUUAUGGAUACAUCAGACAUCGAUUUGGACGAACUGGUUGCCAAUAUAUAAUUUAUGGUAUUUACAUAAAAUGUUAACUGAAUAGCUUGCAAAUUCUAUUAAAAUACAUUUGAAAUGUAAUAUAUAUUUUAGCGUACAAAUAAAUAAUUAAUAUAUUUUUGUAUGAAAA
This is a messenger RNA of Hylaeus volcanicus, 2281 nucleotides long. RefSeq names its product X-ray repair cross-complementing protein 5-like. Gene Ontology annotation, biological process: cellular response to X-ray; cellular response to gamma radiation; telomere maintenance. The transcript is spliced from 13 exons. NCBI's taxonomy places the organism in Eukaryota, Metazoa, Arthropoda, Insecta, Hymenoptera, Colletidae. Gene Ontology annotation, molecular function: telomeric repeat DNA binding; double-stranded DNA binding; damaged DNA binding. The coding region runs from base 484 to 2163 and encodes 559 amino acids. The record is from RefSeq and is a predicted model, not a curated record. Gene Ontology annotation, cellular component: nucleus; Ku70:Ku80 complex.